Molecule: messenger RNA, 6608 nt
Organism: Peromyscus californicus insignis
Lineage: Eukaryota; Metazoa; Chordata; Mammalia; Rodentia; Cricetidae
Gene: Cyfip2
Product: cytoplasmic FMR1 interacting protein 2
Exons: 32
Coding region: 279-4115 (1278 amino acids)
Biological process (GO): cell projection assembly; regulation of actin filament polymerization; axon guidance
Cellular component (GO): neuron projection; synapse
Molecular function (GO): small GTPase binding
Source: RefSeq, a predicted model, not a curated record
GGGCAAGGAGCUCUAUUGUACACCGGUUCAUAUCUGGCUCUAGACAAGAUGCUUGGAACAAAACAAGUAGUCGGUAAAGAUAUGGUGGAGAAAUGACUACUUGAAAAUAAUUUGACACUGGGGAGUUGCGAAUGGAGCCGAAGCUUCCUUCCUUCUGGGAUGGCAGGUGUUGCUGGUGAUGGAGGCAGCAGCAGAGAAGUCGUCCCUCCUUCUCCACCUCCAGAGUCGGGAAGCUGAACGCUCUGAAACAGGAAGUGUGGCAGACAGACACCACAGCCAUGACCACCCACGUCACUUUGGAAGAUGCCCUGUCCAACGUGGACCUGCUGGAGGAGCUGCCUCUCCCGGACCAGCAGCCAUGCAUCGAGCCUCCGCCGUCCUCCAUCAUGUACCAGGCUAACUUUGACACGAACUUCGAGGACAGGAAUGCAUUUGUCACGGGCAUUGCAAGGUACAUUGAGCAGGCAACGGUCCACUCCAGCAUGAACGAAAUGCUGGAGGAGGGACACGAGUAUGCGGUCAUGCUGUACACCUGGCGCAGCUGCUCCCGGGCCAUCCCACAGGUAAAGUGCAAUGAACAGCCCAACCGGGUAGAGAUCUACGAGAAGACGGUGGAAGUACUGGAGCCAGAGGUCACCAAGCUCAUGAAGUUCAUGUACUUUCAGCGCAAGGCCAUCGAGCGCUUCUGUAGCGAGGUGAAGCGGCUGUGCCAUGCCGAGCGCAGGAAGGACUUUGUCUCGGAGGCCUACCUGCUGACCCUGGGCAAGUUCAUCAACAUGUUCGCAGUCUUGGAUGAGCUAAAGAACAUGAAGUGCAGCGUCAAGAACGACCACUCUGCCUACAAGAGAGCGGCCCAGUUCCUAAGGAAGAUGGCGGACCCCCAGUCCAUUCAGGAGUCUCAGAACCUGUCUAUGUUCCUGGCCAAUCACAACAGGAUCACCCAGUGUCUUCACCAGCAACUGGAAGUGAUUCCAGGCUAUGAGGAGCUGCUGGCAGACAUUGUCAACAUCUGCGUGGAUUACUAUGAGAAUAAGAUGUAUCUGACACCCAGUGAGAAACACAUGCUCCUCAAGGUGAUGGGCUUUGGCCUCUACCUGAUGGAUGGAAACGUCAGUAACAUUUACAAACUGGAUGCCAAGAAGAGAAUCAACCUUAGCAAAAUCGAUAAGUUCUUUAAGCAGCUGCAGGUGGUACCCCUUUUCGGCGACAUGCAGAUAGAGCUGGCCAGAUACAUUAAGACCAGUGCUCACUAUGAAGAAAACAAGUCCAAAUGGACAUGCACUCAGAGCAGCAUCAGCCCCCAGUACAACAUCUGUGAGCAGAUGGUUCAGAUCCGGGAUGACCACAUCCGUUUCAUCUCUGAGCUGGCUCGCUACAGCAACAGCGAGGUGGUGACAGGCUCAGGGCUGGACAGCCAGAAGUCGGAUGAAGAGUACCGGGAGCUUUUUGACCUGGCCCUUCGAGGCCUGCAGCUUCUAUCCAAGUGGAGUGCCCAUGUCAUGGAGGUGUACUCUUGGAAGCUGGUUCACCCCACAGACAAGUUCUGCAACAAGGACUGCCCGGGAACAGCGGAAGAGUACGAGCGAGCCACGCGCUACAAUUACACCAGCGAGGAGAAGUUUGCCUUCGUGGAGGUGAUCGCCAUGAUCAAGGGCCUGCAGGUGCUCAUGGGAAGGAUGGAGAGUGUCUUCAACCAGGCCAUCCGCAACACUAUUUAUGCGGCCCUGCAGGAUUUCGCCCAGGUGACAUUGCGCGAGCCGUUGCGGCAAGCAGUGCGCAAGAAAAAGAAUGUCCUUAUCAGUGUCCUGCAGGCAAUUCGCAAGACCAUCUGUGACUGGGAGGGAGGCCGAGAGCCCCCCAAUGACCCAUGUUUAAGAGGGGAAAAGGACCCCAAAGGCGGCUUUGACAUCAAGGUCCCCCGCCGCGCUGUGGGACCAUCCAGCACACAGGCCUGCCAGUGGUCCCCGAGGGCUUUGUUUCACCCCACUGGUGGCACACAGGGCCGAAGAGGCUGCCGAUCCCUGCUCUACAUGGUCCGUACCAUGCUGGAGUCGCUCAUCGCCGACAAGAGCGGUUCCAAGAAGACACUCCGAAGCAGCCUGGACGGACCCAUCGUCCUCGCCAUAGAGGACUUCCACAAGCAGUCCUUCUUCUUCACACACUUACUCAACAUCAGCGAAGCCCUACAACAGUGCUGUGACCUCUCCCAGCUCUGGUUCCGAGAGUUCUUCCUGGAGUUAACCAUGGGCCGGCGCAUCCAGUUCCCCAUUGAGAUGUCCAUGCCCUGGAUUCUAACGGACCAUAUCCUGGAAACCAAAGAGCCUUCCAUGAUGGAGUAUGUCCUCUACCCCUUGGAUCUGUACAACGACAGUGCCUACUAUGCUCUCACCAAGUUCAAAAAGCAGUUCCUCUAUGACGAGAUUGAAGCCGAGGUGAACCUGUGUUUUGAUCAGUUUGUCUACAAGCUGGCAGACCAGAUCUUUGCCUACUACAAAGCCAUGGCCGGCAGUGUCCUGUUGGAUAAACGUUUUAGAGCUGAAUGUAAGAAUUACGGAGUGAUCAUUCCGUACCCACCAUCCAACCGCUAUGAGACGCUGCUAAAACAGAGACAUGUCCAGCUAUUGGGUAGAUCAAUUGACUUGAACAGACUCAUCACCCAGCGGAUUUCUGCUGCCAUGUACAAAUCCUUGGACCAGGCCAUCAGCCGCUUUGAGAGUGAAGAUCUGACUUCGAUUGUGGAGCUAGAGUGGCUGCUGGAGAUUAACCGCCUCACGCACCGACUCCUCUGUAAGCACAUGACACUGGACAGCUUCGACGCCAUGUUCCGAGAAGCCAAUCAUAAUGUGUCUGCCCCGUAUGGCCGCAUCACCCUGCAUGUCUUCUGGGAGCUGAACUUUGACUUCCUCCCCAACUACUGCUAUAAUGGAUCCACAAACCGUUUUGUCCGAACUGCCAUCCCCUUCACCCAAGAACCACAACGAGAUAAACCCGCCAACGUCCAGCCUUAUUACCUCUAUGGAUCCAAGCCUCUCAACAUUGCCUACAGCCACAUCUAUAGCUCCUACAGGAACUUUGUGGGGCCCCCUCACUUCAAGACCAUCUGCAGACUGCUGGGCUACCAGGGCAUUGCCGUGGUCAUGGAGGAACUACUAAAAAUCGUCAAGAGCCUGCUCCAAGGCACCAUUCUGCAGUACGUGAAGACGCUGAUAGAGGUGAUGCCGAAAAUAUGCCGAUUGCCUCGGCAUGAGUAUGGCUCCCCAGGGAUCCUGGAGUUCUUCCACCAUCAACUGAAGGACAUCAUCGAGUAUGCAGAACUCAAAACAGACGUGUUCCAAAGCCUCAGAGAGGUGGGCAAUGCCAUCCUGUUCUGUCUCCUCAUAGAGCAAGCUCUGUCUCAGGAGGAAGUCUGUGAUCUGCUUCAUGCUGCACCCUUCCAAAACAUUCUGCCCAGAGUCUACAUCAAAGAGGGGGAGCGCCUAGAAGUCCGGAUGAAGCGUCUGGAAGCCAAGUACGCCCCACUUCACCUGGUCCCCCUGAUAGAACGGCUGGGAACUCCUCAGCAAAUCGCCAUCGCUCGGGAAGGUGACCUGCUGACCAAGGAGCGGCUCUGCUGUGGCCUGUCCAUGUUCGAAGUCAUCCUGACCCGAAUUCGGAGCUACCUGCAGGACCCCAUCUGGAGGGGCCCGCCACCCACCAAUGGCGUCAUGCAUGUGGACGAAUGUGUCGAAUUCCACCGGCUGUGGAGUGCCAUGCAGUUUGUCUACUGCAUCCCUGUGGGGACCAACGAGUUCACAGCUGAGCAGUGCUUCGGGGACGGCUUGAACUGGGCAGGCUGCUCCAUCGUCGUCUUGCUGGGCCAGCAGCGGCGCUUUGACCUGUUCGACUUCUGUUACCAUCUGCUGAAAGUGCAAAGGCAGGACGGGAAGGAUGAGAUCAUUAAGAACGUGCCCCUGAAGAAGAUGGCUGACCGCAUCAGGAAGUACCAGAUCUUGAACAAUGAGGUUUUUGCCAUCCUGAACAAGUACAUGAAGUCCGUGGAGACAGACAGCUCCACUGUGGAGCACGUGCGCUGCUUCCAGCCCCCAAUCCACCAGUCACUGGCCACCACCUGCUAGGCAGACAGUCCCGCAGACCUUCAACCUGGAGGCGGAGGAGGAGAAGCAGGAGAGGAAACACGGUGGUCAGCCUGCAGCAGGUCCAGCUGACAGUGUGUGGAACUGGCCUAGAAGGAAAAGAAAACCUCCCCAACACAUCUGCACCACUCCCAAGGGCUGGGCUCCUGCAUGUUCUCCUGUGAUAUCUCCAUGGUGGGUUUUCCAUAGUGUAAAUGAAAAACAACAAAAACACAGGGCAGUGUGUGUUUUCUUAUUUUUUUUUUUUUUACCUUGACUAUAUCUAAGAGCUAUGAUUCUAUCCUGCGGCUCCCCACCCCAUCUGUGUUUGCUUCCAAGACCACCUCCCAACAUCAUAACCCCCUACCCAGUAUCCAUAUGUGAUCCAGCACUGUAGUCUUAGGGACUAAGAAGAAGAGAGUGUAGCCAUAGCAGAGGGAUCUGCCUGACCCAAUCGUGUGCCUCAGCUUACUGGCCUGUGUUCUGUGGCUUCCCCCUCCAGUUCACUGGUAACAUUGCUCCCUGGUCGAGAUGUUAGGGAUUCCAUCAACAAGGUUUGACCCUUGGUGAACCAGGAAGAGAUUUCGGACUGUCAAGACAAUAGAUGAUGUUGGCCAGGAUCUUUUAUAGUCUCCUAAGACCCACCCUAGACCCUCCUUGCAGACCAGUCCUAGAGAGAAGAAAAGGAUUUCAAAACCAUAUCACAGUGAGUGGGAGUAGGUGAAGAAAGCAGCCAGGCCUACCGUGUAGAAGCAACCCUGUGGGCACAGGCCAAAACUUCAGAUCCCAGAGGAGAGAUGUUAGGCCUUGUCACCAGGGUGGGAAGAUGAGGCACCCCUGUUCCUCAUGCAGAUGCUUAGCACUGGACCACAUGGGUAAUGGACAUGUCGGCCAUGGCACAACACAUACCAUUAGCCAGCGACCCAGUUAGUGAGUUCUUAACACAGGACCUCAUCCAAGAAAAUCCCACAUGAAGGAACAUGUUAAGGGGUUACUUCAACAGACACCUACACCAUCUUGGAGACAGGGAGGCAAGGAGGAAAACUGCUUGUCAACAAGCUUUCAAUCCCAAGACACACCCCCGCAAAAGUCGUCGUCUUUGAGCAAACUGGAAUUUUCAUCAUGUCAGCUGCUGAAAGGCUUGGAACCUUUUAUUCUUUUGCUCUCAACUUCCUGGUCCCUUCCUUUUACACAUGUUCAGUGCUAGGGUAGAGAUUCUCUCACAGGGGUGUUACUAACUUCUACUUUCCAGACUAACUAAAAUGCCCCUGCAGAAUCUCUACCUGUAGGAGAUCUUUAAGGAGAUGGCCAUGUCUCCAUACAGAGCUAGUCAUCUGACUUGCAGAGGGAGGCCAUAAUUCUGAGCCCCCAAAACAUAGGAAGUGGAUUAUAGGUACUCUGCCAACCCAGUGAGAAAGUGAGAGGAGAGAGGACUAGCCAUCCCCUCCCCCAGGAAGAUGACUGACAUCCAUCACCAUGUUUAACCACACGGAGAACAGCAGAGAUGUGUAUACAGUGCCUUGAGACACGCGGCCAUGUAUUCCACAGUGAGGCCAUGUAAAUUGGAACCCUUGAGGGCCAUCCACUUGAGUGUUCAUUUCUGGACAUGCCUCUGACGUACUAAGUCAGAAUCUCUGGGAAGAGGGCCAGAAGAUCUACUCUACUGCACACCACAGAUUCAGAGCCCCUGUUCUAGGCUCUGCAGUCUAAGCAAGAACCGGCAUCAUUGGUAGUUUAGGGGCGUGGUUCAAAAUGGAAACUAGUCAGUCCUCCUGUCUGGCACUGUCACUUCCUAGUCUCACCUUUUGUUUCCUUUGAUGACCAUAGAUCUACCCCAGAGGCAGAGUCCACCUUCCAGAUUUUCAGUCCUGGCUGGGACGAGUACUUGACUCUGAGAUUACCAGAUUUUACACUCUAGAGGCAGUCUGAAGCCCUCCAUCCUUGCUCUGUAGAGAUUGGGGCCAUUCCCUUCAUAAGUUGGCCUUUCUGGCAGCUCAUCCCUCCCACCCUGCACUCAUGACCCCAAAAGUUGACCCUCUGGGAAGAGUCACUUUCUCAAGAGAUUUGAUCCCAAUAAAAUGAGGUCCUCCCUUUGAGGGUGGGGCUCAUGUUUCCUCAGCACUUGUCCGUGGAUACUGGACAACUUCAAUGUUCUUUCCUCUCUAGUGGUCCUUGUCCCCCCAGCCUUUUUGAUUUUUUUUUAUGUAUUUAAAAAUCAAGAAAAAAAAUCUUAGAUUUUAAAAUGUUUUAAAGAAUUCUGUUUCAGGAACUGUCAAAUGUGUACCAUAUUUGUAUUAAGAGUUGUUGGGGGAUUUUUGUACAAUGAAUUGACAUUUAUUUAUGGUGAACUUAUAUUUACGCUCGUGAUCAAAUGAUGUUAAAUUCUUAAAUCAUAUUUGCUAUGCAGCUGAAGAUGAUAUUUUGAUUUGUAUUUUGGGGGUACCUGUGUUUAGUUGAUAAACAUUUUCAUCUCCAUUAAAAUCCGCUUCCAAACCA